AUGAUUCAGAAGAAAGUUAAACAAGCAGCCGAAGUCGCCACAUUAGAUGACUCAUUGGUUCAUCUGGAAAAGUCACUUACUGGUACAGGUGUCGCUGCUUCGUUCUCCUCAUCAGCUCCGCCUACUGAAACAUCUUCGGAUAAAGGAUCAUCGUUUUGUCGUUUGACACGCACAGGUUCACCUGAAAAAAAAAAUCAGCACCAAGCUGCGAACAACCCGGAAUAUCGCACACAUCAUUUGUUCCCGAAUCAUGCACAACAAACAGCCUCGAACCCUCCAGUUCGGCUGUCGCAGUCAACCGUGGCCUCCUAA
Messenger RNA from Opisthorchis viverrini, 312 nucleotides. RefSeq lists its product as hypothetical. The record is from RefSeq and is a predicted model, not a curated record. Bases 1 to 312 code for a protein of 103 amino acids. Lineage: Eukaryota; Metazoa; Platyhelminthes; Trematoda; Opisthorchiida; Opisthorchiidae. The transcript has 2 exons.